CACGCCACAUCACCGCAUCACCAACACUGCAACGGCACGCUCUUCCACCUCCGACAUGCGACAGCAGCAGUCGACAACUUGCUGCUGAUCACGCCCAAGAGAUGCCCCUGCGCCACACCUGCACAUAGUCCCAAUGGCUCAGUCGUCCGACGUCGUGCGCAGCGCGCCCGCGCGCCCCUCGCGGAAUCCAGCCACCGCCAACGCUUCCAACCAGAGCAGCAAUCCCGUUACAAAAGUCCUCGCCCUUCCACCACGGUUCCUGCACAUGUACAGCGACUUCAUUGCCAAGAAUUCUGGCCAGGUCUCGCAGAUUGAGAGCGCGCUGCGGUCCCUUACCUACGUCAUUCCGGGCCGCUUCCGCGAUGCAGAGAUCGCAUCGGAAACCCUUCACUCGGGCGUGCAGCUCCUCACACUAUAUCACGAUGCCCUGUUGCGGCGCGCCGCCGCGAAGAACCCUGCGGGCGCGGCAAAUCGUCCCGCGCCGACACCACAUGCGCGCUACACACAGUUCUGGAUCAACAAGAGCGGUGUCUACCGACGAGUAGCGUUGCUGCUGCAGGUUGUGCAGUACACUGAGCUCCUAUGGGAAAUGGCUGCCGCGCGGCGCGGGCAGAAGAUCCGUUGGCGCGUCGUCAUUGUGCUGGAAGUCAUCAAGGCUGUCUGCCGUUUGCUGCUCAUGCGCAUCACGCACUCCCGCCCCAUCAUGACCCCGGCACUGCCUGAGCGCGAGCCGAUCGUGCCGAGCAAGGAGGAAGAGGAGGAUGACGGCGCGGCUCUGCGCGAGCUCAUGGGCGAGGACGACGAUGACAACGUCGCGCUGCUGCGGCCCAUGAACGGCCACAGCAAGCCGGCGCACGAGAAGGAGUGGAAGAUGCCGCGCACACAGAGCAGGCUGCCCAGUCUCCCGAACCCAAGCGACAUCAGCUCUUAUCUGCAGAGCCGGGUCCUCCGAGCAGACGAUAUCAAGCCUGCCGCCAAGCUCCUGAACAGCUUAUCAGCAUCCGGCCAGGCGGCCGAGAGCCUGCACAUCCUCGCCCCUCUCAUCUACGCGAUAGCCCUGUCAAGGAGCAAAGACAAGAAGUCGUGGACGCCGUGGAUCAUUGGCCUCACCGUCGAGUAUGCCGCGCGGCAGCUGCGCGACGGCAGCCUGCGCACCACCACGCUCGAGCAGGAGGAAUGGGGCAAGAGGAGAUGGGGCAGUGCCUGGUGGCUCAUGCGCGGCGCCUUUUACCAGAACGUCACCAAGGGUCUCGUUACUGGCGUGCGGUCACGCAUGCCCAGCUUUAUUGGGACCAUCAUGGAGGACUAUGAGUAUUUGUGGGAAAACUACUACUUCAGCACGGCAAGCUCGAGCUGAGGGGGGCUAUUCAUGUGAUCUGGAAAUGGCGAGAGACGAGUGUACUAUAAUGGGGCGGUGCUAUGUUAAUGCGGCCGACUCGACUAGAAUUAGACGAGAGGGAGCCCUAGAGCUUUUCUUUGUAUAUACCGAAGCCGGCGUUCUUGGGUUUCUUGUUGCCACUUAUCAUCUGCGCAGUGCAGCAAUUAUGACGAUGCCAGAGAUUCUGUACUGACAGUAUCUAAUUACUGAACAAUGCCCUGGCAGAGACGGCGAAAUGAGGGAUGGAGGCCACUCGUCACGUUGAUACUGGGUGAUAUACACCAAUUAAUUAGAGAUACACCAAGACUUCAGAACUCGAGAGUCCGCGGGCUAUCUACCUGAGUUGAGUCUGCAGAUCUGCUCAACCUGGUCCCCCUUGUUGACAGACCAGCGAUGAGGGCUUCAGUGAAGCCGUGUCCAG
Messenger RNA from Microdochium trichocladiopsis, 1799 nucleotides. Its product is annotated as peroxisome membrane protein. Gene Ontology annotation, cellular component: peroxisomal membrane. NCBI's taxonomy places the organism in Eukaryota, Fungi, Ascomycota, Sordariomycetes, Xylariales, Microdochiaceae. The coding region runs from base 134 to 1357 and encodes 407 amino acids. The transcript has a single exon. Gene Ontology annotation, biological process: peroxisome organization. The record is from RefSeq and is a predicted model, not a curated record.